AUGUACACAUGCACAGGACACAAGAACUGGGUCCUUUGUAUUGGAUGGUCACCCGAUGGCAAGUAUCUUGUAAGUGGGAGCAAGUCAGGAGAACUUAUAUGUUGGGACCCACAAACCGGAAAGCAAUCAGGAAAUGCUUUAACUAUAAGUCUUUAA
Molecule: messenger RNA, 156 nt
Organism: Lathyrus sativus (Indian pea)
Lineage: Eukaryota; Viridiplantae; Streptophyta; Magnoliopsida; Fabales; Fabaceae
Source: the annotation of a GenBank genome assembly